CACUCGAUCUUCAUGCUGUCAGGAGUCUAGUAGUCCAACUCUUGGUGUUUUGUGGCCUCUCUGUCCUCUCUGCCCGGAGACCACUUCGAAAUCCACUGUCGGUCAGUAGUAACAAGUCGUCGGUCACUAGUGGACAGAUUGCCCGAUCUCCAGUGGUGAAAAACUAAGCCUAUUGGUGGGCGGGUGUAUCCAAUCUAGCUGCAGGCCGGGUCGCUAAAUGGGAUGGCUGGCUGUACACAGAUGAAGUGGUUGGGAUUGUUAUGCAGUACUUCACACAGCUGUUGAAAGACGAGGCUUUAAGCAUUAGAACAUUAAAGUGUUUUCUUUAUAUUCUCGAAAAGCUGAUCCGGAAUUAAACAACUAUUAUUGUUAUCAAAAAAGAGGAUAUAUUUUCAUAACUGCAUGAAGAUGUGUCGGUUGGUGACAGCUGACUAAUGGACCAUGUAACAACUAGCUGAUAUUACCUGUGGAAAGAUAACUUUACAAAAGUGUAUGCACGGAAGCUAUCUGGUGUAGUUGAGUGGGAUAUAUGCACACAGCUUCAACAAAUGUCACAUUAGUUGGUGAAUACAGCUAUAAAUGAGGAUUCCAGAUGGCAGCACUGUGUUCCUGCUUCAGAGACACAAGAUGGCGCUGCUCCACAGGAAUAUACAUUUUCAUCUGGAUUACGAGCCUGGCGCUGCAGACCGUGAAAGCAGGAUCUGGCUGUGCUGAUGGGACGCGAGAUGGACUAGAGAAUCAUGAAUGGAUAGCUGCGUGUAUGGGGCGAUGGAUGGGCCACAUCUCCAACAGCAGCUCCCUCUGCUCCCCGGGGUGGCGCGUGUGUUCAUGGUACGAUGAGGAGUACCUGCACAACAUCAAGUGGAAGGAGGCUGUCUCCGUGGCUGGUUGCUAUGCCUACAAUGCUGCACAAGAUGGCGGCCGCUGUCGGGAGUGUCGAAAUGAUAUGGAGCAGGAUGACCUAGCAGGCCUGGGCCACGGCUGUUCGAAUAUUCACCAGGGUCAGACGUCUUGUAUCAGCGGGGGCCGGAUUGACGCCAGUUGCUGUGUGGAUGCUCACUUCCAUCGCGCAUGUCAGUACCAGCCCGGGAUUGCCACAGGUGUCCUAUGCUGCAAAAUGCCAGUGAAGCGUCCACGUAUCGCGGUGAAGCCGCCGGAGAAGAUGCAUGUGUACACGGGUCUGAUCUUCCUGUUGACGUGCCAGGCCACGGGCAUGCCACCCCCGCGUGUCCAGUGGUACAAAGACGGAGUCCAGAUGAGCAGUGACAAUCCACGCAUUUCUGUAUUAUCAUCAGGAGACUUACUGGUGACACUAGCACGGAAGUCUGACACAGGUUUGUACACGUGUGAAGUAAUCAACGAGGAAGGGAUCGACAUGGCCAGCUCGUAUGUGAUGGUGGCAGAAUAUUCGUCUGGCUGUAAGGACGGGUCGACCGAGGGUCUCCACCUCCACCGCGACAUCCAUGCGUGUGCCGGGAAGUGGAAGGGUCAUGUCAGGCACGGCAAGGCGCUCUGUCGGAGGGGCUGGAGGGUGUGCAACCCCAGAGAUCGGUCAAUCCUCAGGGAGGUCACCUGGUUGGACAUCUUUGACCUCGAGGGAUGUUAUGCUUACAACGCAGCAAACAGCAGAGGACGGUGUAAAAAGUGCACCAAGGGUAAGAUGGCCGGUAUAGGUCAGCACUGUGGAUUCCUGCGGUACUCGCAGACUUCGUGUCUGUCUCAAGGCCGGAUUGACGCGUACCACCCUAAGAACAAAACGGCCUGUGUGUUCCAGGACGGUCACAUCUCGGGGGUGGUCUGCUGCAAGAAGAAGAAGAAGAAUAAGAGCAGGGCAAAGAAAUGUAGCCCAGAUUGUGAGAAUGGUGGCGAGUGUGUUGCCCCUAACCGCUGUCACUGUACUAUUGGCUACAAGGGAGCUCGCUGUCAGAACCCUAUCUGCACACCCAGUUGUGGCAGCAAAGGAGUUUGUAUCCGCCCCAACAAGUGCAAAUGUUCGGCUGGCUAUGGGGGGCGGUACUGUCGACGAAAAGUGCUCAAGUGCAAGAAGGCGUGUUUGAAUGGCGGGCGCUGUGUGCGAGGAAAGUGUCGCUGUCGGUCAUCUCACUGGGGCAGUUCCUGUCAGUAUUUGUUGCAGCAUAUACUGCUGUCAAGACUGAACAGGACGGAAAGGUGAAAGGAGAUCUGAGAACGAGAGAACACCAAACUACACUGCCAGAUGAAUAAAAAACAUUGUGCUGUGGUGUUGGAGAAUGACAGACAGCCUACUGCUGCUGCUGACACUGCAGUUUUAGUCCCUUCAGAUUCACUAGGAACAGUAAAGCUCACAAAACUGUGUUGAGCUGAACAGUGAUGUGUCCAGUUCCUGUAGGAAGGAUGGACACACGAUGUGACACAUUUGUGACAGUCCCUUCAUCCCUCCAUCUGUGUUGGAGCAUGAACCUCGUUUGUGAUUAGUAUAUAAACCUUGAUGUGUUGUGGAAUACUGACAUCUGACCUCUUGAAGAAAAAUAGCAUAGCUGUGUUUGAGCGGAAGUGCAUUAUGGAUAGAUACCAGUAUAGUUCAGACGUGGGUUGUAAAACUGAUGUGCAUAUAGCCAAGUGGGAGAUAAGGUUAUAUUCAUAUAAAUGGAUUUUAGAUUGAUAUGUGUAUAGUUUAUGUCUUGGUUAUAUGCAUAUUAAUGGAUUCUAGAUUGAUAUGUGUAUAGUUUAUGGCUUGGUUAUAUGCAUAUAAAUGGAUUCUAGAUUGAUAUGGCUUAAACAAGAAGGAGAUGAUUUCCCAAAACACAUCACGUAUGCUGCAGUGUUUAUUGUGAAAUGUAGUUUAUAUAUUAUUGUUAAUGUUUAUGUCACACCUUACAUAACAGCAUCGUGUUUACUAAUAGGUUAUUAGUGUGUUUACCGUGUAUAAUUUUUCACAUAUUCAUUGUAUCAUACACAUUUCUUCACCAGCUUUUCCUCCCAAGAUCUAGAUAGAUAAAUGGGUACACUUUCUGCAAUGUGUUAUAAAAACCCUAAUAAAACAAUAGUCUUAUACAAAAAAAUAGCUACAGUAUUACAGAUAGUAAUUCUGAAGAAACAUUAUUUCACACAGGAAAUAAUAUUUCUUGUAGCCAUUUUUCAAAUAUGUAGAAUACAUGUAUUUCAUUGAAAGUGGUUAAAAGUGGCUAAUUAAAAAAAUAAAAAUAUAUAUAUAUAUAUAUAUAUAUUAGCCAAAUGCUAAAUAUUGUAGUCACUUUGUAUAAAAAUUAGCAACAUGCUAAUUUGGCAGUGGGUAGGGCGAGUCCUGUAGAUGGAAGUCAGCAUAAUGCUUAAGAAAACAGUAGAAUCCUCAAAAGUUUUUAGGACUCUACUUCAAUUUUUAAAAGUAUAAGUAGCAUGUUGUUAGAUCUCGGCUGUUUGGGAGCCAUAAUGGAAACAGUAAUAUGUUAGUCAUGGUUCUCAUCAUCUUUGGACAGAUAUGAUUCUGCUAUUACAUGUAUUAGGCUUUUAAAUCUGUUCUGUGUUUCAUGGAUCAGUAUGUUUUAAAGUGACAGACCCUCGUUUUUAAAUCUGUUCUGUGUUUCAUGGAUCAGUAUGUUUUAAAGUGACAGACCCUCGUUUUUAAACAACAG
Messenger RNA from Gigantopelta aegis, 3611 nucleotides. RefSeq names its product hemicentin-1-like. Gene Ontology annotation, biological process: homophilic cell-cell adhesion; dendrite self-avoidance; axon guidance. Lineage: Eukaryota; Metazoa; Mollusca; Gastropoda; Neomphalida; Peltospiridae. The transcript has 12 exons. The record is from RefSeq and is a predicted model, not a curated record. Gene Ontology annotation, molecular function: cell-cell adhesion mediator activity. Gene Ontology annotation, cellular component: axon; plasma membrane. The coding region runs from base 593 to 2173 and encodes 526 amino acids.